Rotaria sp. Silwood2 is the source of this 354-nucleotide messenger RNA. NCBI's taxonomy places the organism in Eukaryota, Metazoa, Rotifera, Eurotatoria, Philodinida, Philodinidae. The record is from the annotation of a GenBank genome assembly.
AUGUUUGUGAAACGUUUAUUAUUUCAAUCAAAAACAGAAUAUCAUGCUGGUAAUCAAGCUCAAACUGAUCGAAAAUAUGGAAUUAAACAUGCAACAGAUUUAACUGAUCAAGCAGUUAAUAAAUGUACAGUAGCUGUUUUUACACCAACACUUCGUACAAAUCAAGAGAAAAUAACUAAAGCAGCAACAGCUGCACAUAAAGAUAAUGAUUUUGUUUAUCAAGCACGGAUACCAGAUUCGAAAACACUUGAAACUAUUUUAGCUCAACCAAUUGCUAAACCAUUACCAGUUAUAUUAUUUCCAUUAACACCUGAUUUUCGAGAUAAUUUGACAUUUCAAUUUAAUUUCUUUUAA